AUGGACUAUGAAGAGGAUGAUGAUAUUUUCUUUGCAAAAUGGAUGAGCAGUUUCUGGGGACAUAUUGUGACAGAUGAACAUGAAAAAGAUAGAGCAUACAGGAAACAGCAGACAAGAUCAUUUGGUGAAAGGAGAGCCUCCCUUCUGGGCAAACUUUCUUCCAUCCGUAUGACAAGAGUUCAUGGUUCUACCAAGAUGCUAUCAUCAGGCCACCUAAAGGGUUGCAAAGAAUUGCAAGAAGAACAAGAUACAAAAUGACAUUGUCAUAUGAAAGCAUGCAAAAAAACUUCAAAUGGUAAUGCUUCCCAGGGAACAAGUGGACCAAACAGCAGAUCAAACUCCAUACAGCAAUUUUCAGAAUCCUUUGAGAGGCAACUGCAUUUCAAAAACAAGCGCUCAAUUUCUUUGGAACCUGAAUGGAUGAAAGAGAGAAGAGAAAGAGAAAAACUGCAUGUUCCCAAGAGUAGAUCUCAUAAGAAAACAGGAAAAAAGAAAGAACCAAAGAAACAGCAAGGAGAACUCAAGGUGGAAUUUGCAGCAGGAAAACAUAGUUAAUAAUUCCUGUGACACUCAAGAAUAAGAAGGAAAUAUGUUUGUAUGAAUUAGGAUAGAUUGACUUUUUUAAAAUUCAAGGUAUAAAAUAGAUUCUGACCUUAAUUUUAAUCUCUAAAAUUGCAAGUAUUAAUUAAAGUA
Rhineura floridana is the source of this 693-nucleotide messenger RNA. It is a transcript of the gene LNP1, whose product is annotated as leukemia NUP98 fusion partner 1. NCBI's taxonomy places the organism in Eukaryota, Metazoa, Chordata, Lepidosauria, Squamata, Rhineuridae. The record is from RefSeq and is a predicted model, not a curated record.